Molecule: messenger RNA, 3188 nt
Organism: Tigriopus californicus
Lineage: Eukaryota; Metazoa; Arthropoda; Copepoda; Harpacticoida; Harpacticidae
Product: prolyl endopeptidase FAP-like
Exons: 1
Coding region: 450-3035 (861 amino acids)
Biological process (GO): proteolysis
Molecular function (GO): dipeptidyl-peptidase activity; serine-type peptidase activity
Source: RefSeq, a predicted model, not a curated record
CGUACGGUCACAGACACGAUAAGUGUAGCAAAAGGUAGUUCGGAGGGAACUCGUACCAUGGGAUAAGGUGAUGAUUUGGUGUUUAUCCAGCUGAGUAAAUGUCACAAGAUCAGAACAUAAAAGACCUUCAAGAAGGGCGACUGAAUUGAUAGGCGGUGCUGACUUUUAGCCCCCUUUAACCUUUGGAGAGUAUCUUCAUAUUGGGCUCAUAUCAAGGGAUGAAGAAUUAAUGCUACCGCAUUUAGCGCAGCCGUUCUCAAGCCAAGCAUGAAAUGACAUCAACCAUUGCUGAACAAGUGAAUUGAAAGCAUCUCAGUUGGUGAAGUGAAGUACGGAAGACCGAGUCCUAGAAUCGAGAGUGACUAAACGUUGGUUCGCUGAUCUUUGUGAAAACCUUGGGGGAGUGUGGGUGUCAUCUGGACCAUCAGACCACUUGAGCCAGAUUGAAAAUGGCGUUUUUCUCCCGUGCUCGAGGCCUCUUCAGUUACGGUGACCUCAAUGGCUCCGUAUCAGAGAUCCGGGGUGUCAAUUCAGGCUCAAGUGUGCACAUUGACGAGCCCGGCAUGCUGUCUGCCAAUGACAAGUACCGGAAAAGGAAACGCCGGACUCUCAUCGGAGUGGCUCUCCUGGCUCUCGUGGUGAUUCUGAUCAUUGCCCUGAGCUCCAGGCAGAAGGAGAUGGUGUCCAGUGCCCUCAAGCGAUUGCCCAAGAGCUUCUCGUCGGCAUCCGGCACUUCGAGACAUCCGUCCGAGAUCAAGUCCGAGAACCGUGUCAAGUACCAAGAUUUCAUACAAAGCCGAUUUGUGCCCACCAACUAUCCGGACUUCAAUGCCACUUGGAUCAGUGACAAAGAGUUCAUGUUGGAGAACUUCUAUGAUGGACUUCAGAUCUUUGACGUGGAGACCUUGACUUCCAAGAAGCUUAUGUCUAGUUCGCUAAUGAAUCAUUACAGGGUGUACGAUUAUUAUUUGUCUGUUGAUAGGAAGUACUUGUUGCUCAAAACCAACCCGAGUCGGGUUUACCGGCGAUCCUCAAUUGCAGAAUUCAUCAUAAUGCCCUUGAGAGAUGGACGCGUCUCCACUACUCAAAACAAACUGGAGCCGGCUGAUUACAACGGGAAAAGGCCUUUCCUGAUUCGACAAGCAAGUUUUGCGCCCACUGGGAAUGGGAUUGUAUACGUUGACCGAGAAAACAACAUCUACUACCGUCCCACCGCUUUGGGACAGGAUGUCAAGCUGACUACGAACGGCGAAGACGGGAAGAUUUUCAAUGGUAUCCCAGAUUGGGUCUUUGAAGAAGAGGUGUUUGAGGAGAGUAAUGCGAUUUGGUGGGCGCCUGACGGCAAGAAAUUGGUUUGGGGUUCAUUUGACGACACUGAGGUGGAAAUUUAUCUUCUUCAGUCGUACGGCACGCUUGAACAUGUCGAACAGUACCCAUUAAUCAAAGAUUUGGCCUACCCAAAGGUUGGCAAUAAAAACCCCAUUGUUACCCUGUGGAUGUGUAAUUUCGAUCAAGGACCAUGUGAUACCAAACUCAUCAAGCCACCAAAGUCACUGAAAGGCCAAGAGGUUCAUUUCUCAAGGGUGAAGUUCGUGGACGAUCAUCACUUUGCCGUUCAAUGGAUGAACCGUGUUCAAAACGUCACCGUGGUCAGUCUGUGUCAAACCGAGGGCGAAGCUGAUUGUAUCGAGAUCUUCGCUAAUGAGGAGAAAGAGGGCUGGAUCGAGUUCAAGUACACGCUCUAUUUUGAUCCACUAUGGACCCCUGAAAAGAGUCCUGUUCCCGAUUUCGUCACCAUCUUGUCCAAACCGUCUUCUAAGCAUCGAUAUAGACAAGUGAUGCUAGUUUCCGACCAAAAAAGAACCUUUCUUACUCAAAGAGACGCCGAUGUGACCGACAUCGCCAAAUGGUCCAAAGAUGGAUACAUCUAUUUCAUGGCUGUAGCCGAGGAUCUCCCUGGAUCUGAGCACAUGUACCGCCUCCCGAGUCCCAAUUUGAGCAAUAAUGAUCUCGAUCCGCAAUGCAUGUCAUGUAGUUUUAACACCACGGACGAGCUUCACAAACGUCCUUGUGAGAAGUUCUCGAUUUCCAUGAGUAACGAGGGCGCGUACUUUGUCAUGAAUUGUCGUGGACCGGGAACACCGUACAGUUGCAUUCACCGUACUUCAACCAACGAAAUGCUCAUGGUCUAUGACGAUAAUUAUAAAGUGGAACGACGCAUGAAGGGUGUGGAGUUGCCCACCAUUCAGCAUAUGGAAGUGCCAAUCUCCGGCUCAGAGCUGAAAGCUCAAGUGAAGAUGUACCUUCCCCCAGGAUUUGAUCCAACGCGUGAAUAUCCAAUGCUGGUUUACAUUUAUGGCGGACCCGGUAGCCAACACGUGGAUCUUUCUUUCAACCAAUUUGAAUACCAGACCUACUUGGCUGGUAGUAAGGAAUUCAUAUAUACGAUCAUUGACCCAAUGGGUACGGCCGGGCAAGGUGAUAAGUGGAGGUUCUCAAUGUACCAUCAGUUUGGAACGGUGGAAGUGACCACGAUCCAAGAUGUCACAAGAUACCUCCAAAAUAACCUCCAAUACAUCGAUGCUGAACGAACUGCCAUCUGGGGCUGGUCAUAUGGAGGGUUCCUGUCCUUGACCACAUUAGCUAGUGAUACCGAGAACAUGUUCGAUUGCGGGAUCUCUGUGGCACCGGUGGCGGAUUGGCUUCUCUAUGACACCUAUUACACCGAACGGUACAUGGGCCUUCCCCAAGAGAACCGCCAAGGUUACAACGAAAGCCGCGUGUUUGGCAAGUUGGACAACCUUAGGAACAAGUCAUUUUACUUAAUUCAUGGCACUGACGACGAUAAUGUUCACUAUCAACAGUCUUUGUUGAUCAGUCAAGCCUUGGAGGAUAAGGAUAUUUUGUUUCGACAACAAUCGUACACCGACCAAGAUCAUUCCAUCAACGACUACAGAGAACACCUGUACCAUUCCAUCACGGAUUUCUUGAUCAACGAUUGCUUCAGAGAAAAGGAUCGAAGUAUCCGUAAAUGACAACCUCAUGAUAUUGUUAUGUUUACAAGAAAUGCAAUCUAAUUAUGCUCCGCUGUCCAACCUCUCCUAGCCAAAUUCGCUCACAAACCAUGUCACAAAAUAUGAUUUUAUUGGCCAAAAAAGUGCAUGUUAAUAUACAAGCAUUGCUCCGUU